AUGCGUCGCGCUGCUGUUCAGGCCUUCCGCACUGCCCGCUGUAGUCCGGUAUGGAAAGCUGGCGGUAGAAGAGCCUCUCGCGCCUACUUCUCCAGCGGACAGGCUCUCGCUCUUCGGCCAUCCUUCACCAGGCGACAGAAUUCGUUCAUACCAGCCUCGCUGCAUUCGUCCAUGCACGUACGAAACUUCUCGCUCGCUUUCAUUUCAACCCUUGUUGCUUCUGGAGCAUGGUACGCGUAUAAAGGUACUCAACAGUCGUCAAUUCUCAACGGCACCGCCAACUUCCAGUCACGAGGAAUCGCUGAUACCACAUCUGCUGGCAUAGACGUCGAGUCUGCAGCUCCCGCUCGUCGUGCUUUACUAGUCGAGAAUGACCAAUUCUACACCGCUGCCCUGUCUGGUGAUCAACCUCUCGCAAAACAGACCGACGAUUCAGAUAGAAGAGUUCUCGAGAUGUUGACACCUGAACAAGUGACUCAAACGUUGCGCAAGAACGAGGAGUCUUAUAUUGUUAGUAGAGGGCAGGGAGUGGUUCGAUACGAUGUUGUGCAGGUCCCAAGUAAUUCGCCUAUCGAGGAUGAUCACGCCGAGAAAAUUGUCGAGGUACCUCAAGCUGUGACAGGCACACAAGAUGGAUCGAACAGUGACUGGAUGUUUUGGGGCGUUUUUGAUGGACACUCCGGUUGGACUACCUCUGCCAAGCUGCGCAAUGUUUUGAUUUCCUACGUCGCUCGUGAACUGAAUACUACAUACAAAGCUGUCUCUACAGAUCCUUCAGUCGGAAUGCCUUCGCCAGAGGCCGUCGAUGAAGCAAUUAAACGUGGGUUUGUUCGCUUGGACAAUGAUAUUGUAUACGAAAGUGUGGACAGGGUCAUGAAAUCCAAUUCACGACGUGCUGCCGCCGAGAUCUUGGCGCCUGCAUUAUCAGGGUCCUGUGCGCUUCUCGCUUUCUAUGACUCGAGCUCGAAAGAUUUACGGAUUGCUUGCGCUGGAGAUUCUCGAGCUGUGUUGGGUAGCCGAGGACCGAGAGGGAAGUGGGUUGCGACAGCUUUAUCUGAAGAUCAGACUGGAGGAACACCUUCCGAAAUCAGACGCCUUCAAACAGAGCACCCUGGCGAACCACACGUAGUACGGAACGGAAGAAUUCUCGGCCAACUCGAACCCAGCCGGUCUUUCGGAGACGCUUUCUACAAGUGGACAAAGGAAACACAAGAAAAGAUCAAGAGUCGUUUUUUCGGACGUACACCACACCCGAUGCUCAAGACGCCGCCUUAUGUUACCGCCGAGCCCAUAAUAACUAGGACAAAAAUCAACCCUCAACAAGGGGAUUUUGUUGUCCUGGCAACUGAUGGUUUGUGGGAAAUGCUAAGCAACGAAGAAGUAGUCGGUCUUGUCGGUCAGUGGAUAGAAAAUCAAAAAUCUGGGACUUCGGAUGGAAACCGUGCCUGGUUACAGAGUUGGUUUUCAUCCGAAGCCAAGCAGUUACCUGUUGAGAAAAGUACUGAGCCGAAAGGCGAGGGCCAACGGCCGCCGAUCCGCCAGCAACAGUACGAUAUACCGGGGGCUGCUCAGCGUUUUGUUGUUGAAGAUAAGAACGCCGCUACUCAUUUAGUGCGAAAUGCAAUGGGAGGAAAAGACAAAGACAUGGUUUCUGCUCUGCUAACCUUGCCUAGUCCGUACUCCAGACGAUACCGCGAUGAUAUCACUGUCGAGGUCAUUUUCUUCGGCGAAAGCGUCGAUGACCGUAGUGUUGCAGUUAAUAAGGAAGCCAGUGCAUCAACAGAGCCCGCCAAACCGAAGUUAUAA
Molecule: messenger RNA, 1806 nt
Organism: Talaromyces proteolyticus
Lineage: Eukaryota; Fungi; Ascomycota; Eurotiomycetes; Eurotiales; Trichocomaceae
Product: phophatase 2C family protein
Exons: 3
Coding region: 1-1806 (601 amino acids)
Biological process (GO): protein dephosphorylation
Molecular function (GO): protein serine/threonine phosphatase activity
Source: RefSeq, a predicted model, not a curated record